Molecule: messenger RNA, 1209 nt
Organism: Mixia osmundae IAM 14324
Lineage: Eukaryota; Fungi; Basidiomycota; Mixiomycetes; Mixiales; Mixiaceae
Exons: 5
Coding region: 1-1209 (402 amino acids)
Biological process (GO): mRNA catabolic process; negative regulation of translation
Cellular component (GO): CCR4-NOT core complex; CCR4-NOT complex; P-body
Source: RefSeq, a predicted model, not a curated record
AUGAGUGGAGGCGCGAACAGCUUGACCAAUCUCAACUCCUUCAAGGCAUCAGCAGCCUCACUUGGCUUCGGAUCAGGCUCUAUACCCCAGUCAGGCAGAGAAGCGGCUCAGCAGGGUCAGGCAGGAGAUCCAAAUGGCCAAGGCAACUCGGAUCCAUGGUCGACGCCUGCCAUCGCGGUCUCAGCAGGGCAAACGGGUGGCAUAAGAGCUAAUUUACCUGCUGGUCUGCUGCAAGCUGCACCCACGCCUGGACCUGCUGGUUCGCCGGCAUAUGGACUCGGCCAACAAUCGGCAGACUUGAGUCAGACGGGUGGAAAACUCUUGCUCAGCAAUGGAGGAAUCACUCAAUUACCUACCAAUGCCUCGUCCCCUGCCCCCAGAACAGAGAAUGAGGCAGUCUACUAUCUCAUCGUUGACCUCAUGGCACGCGACACGCGAGAGCUCGCCUUGCUCGAGCUAAGCAAAAAGCGAGAGCAAUGGGACGAUCUUGCGCUCGUACUAUGGCACUCCUUCGGUGUGAUGUCAUCGCUGUUGCAAGAGAUAGUCUCAGUCUACCCGUUGCUGUCGCCACCAUCGCUUACGGCGCACGCGAGUAACCGCGUUUGCAAUGCGCUUGCUUUACUUCAAUGCGUUGCCUCGCAUAAUGACACGCGAUCUGUCUUCCUGCAAGCUCAUAUACCGCUCUUCCUGUACCCGUUCCUCAACACGACAUCAAAGACCAGACCGUUCGAGUACCUCCGUCUGACUUCACUCGGCGUCAUCGGCGCACUCGUCAAGCAGAACGACAAUAGCGACGUCAUCAACUUUCUCCUCUCCACGGAAAUCAUACCGCUGUGCCUCCGCAUCAUGGAGACCGGCUCUGAGCUCAGCAAAACAGUCGCAAUCUUCAUCGUUCAGAAGAUCUUGCUCGAUGAGACCGGUCUCGACUACAUCUGUCAGACCUAUGAGCGCUUCUACGCUGUAGGAACUGUGCUCAGUAACAUGGUUAACCAAUUGGUGGAGACCCAGGCUGUCCGACUGCUCAAACAUGUCGUUCGAUGCUAUCUGCGUCUUUCUGACUCGCCAAGAGCUCGAGAGGCCUUGCGCGCUUGUCUGCCCGAACCAUUGCGAGAUGCUACUUUCAGCCAGCUCCUCAAGGGCGAUCUGGUGACGAAGCGCUGCCUAGCGAGCCUCUUGCUCAAUUUGAGCGACGAAUGUUCAAUACGCUAG